AUGAAAACAAAAAUCAAAGCUCUUAUAACAGGUAAUUUUAGAUAUGAGAUCUCAAAAGACCAAGUGAUAAAAACACUUAUGAACGAAGAGAUAUCCAUAAAAACAUACAACAAUUUUAUAUUCAAAACGUUGUUAGGGUGCAAAGGUCCGUUUGAGGCUGUUAUCAGGCCUGCAAAUGCAUUGAACACUAAUAUCCUCUUAGACAAGGAAUUCAUUAAGAACUUAUUUUUAGUAAAUAGAAAAGGAGAGGAACAUGCUUCGGACAAAAAGACUUUAUUCGAAAAGGAAAGAGUCUCAAUAGGAUAUUAUGCCGAUACACUGCAUCUGUCGUAUAGGUUAGUAAGCAGGAUGAUGACAAAGGAUGAAGUGCUGGCAAGAUUUAAAGAGUACUCGGCCAGAUUGGGGCUGAGUAGUAAUAUUGGAAGGGAAUGCGCCGAAUAUUUAAGAAAAGGAUUGCAAACAUAUAUUCAAAAAAUAAUGAAUAGGUGUAAUGGAAAGAUAACAAUUCCUACUCUUAAAAUCAGUUUGGGGAAAUAUCUACGUUUAUUUAACGGACUAGACAUGUUUUAA
This is a messenger RNA of Encephalitozoon cuniculi GB-M1, 570 nucleotides long. RefSeq lists its product as uncharacterized. The transcript has a single exon. The coding region runs from base 1 to 570 and encodes 189 amino acids. The record is from RefSeq and is marked provisional. Lineage: Eukaryota; Fungi; Microsporidia; Unikaryonidae.